UGUUGGACCUCAUCUUGGAGAGAGUGACGGGAAGCUGUUCUGAGGUGUGCGACAAGUAUCUCACUCUCGUUGCACACUCUUCCUCUUGCGCCUUGCGCUCGUCCCUAUCGUAGCCCUCGGCAAGUGCCGUGCUUGAACUUUGUCUUUGGCUGGUCUUCGGCUGGUCCUCACCGGCAUCGACUCGGUGCCAAACCACGACCUUUUUUUGGGGAGCCAUUGCCUGCAAGCAUGGCAGCUCUGAAGAGAACAUCCAACUUUCGCAAGCGGAGGCGGUCGGUGCUUGAAGAGGACGAUGUGCCCGAGUAUCCUGGAGGCUCAUCGACAGGGCUGACACUCGAGCUGGGCGAGCUUAAUCUCGGCACCAGUCUGGUGGAGCCGAGGAGCCCGCGGCGUAGACGGACAACAGCAGGGGCAUCGCUCGACAUUUCGGACGACGACGAGGAAGCGACGGGUGGGGACAGAAACGGCGGAGCUGAUGUCGAGUCAAGAUUCGAUGCCGAUGCCGAGUUUGGCUUCUCGCAAUCGCAGGGCUCAUGCCCGAUGGAUAUGACAGCGUUCUCGCCGGAGCGCGGCAGCGGGCUAGCGCCCGUGGCUGAGGAGCCGGAAGCGGUCCGGCCGCAGCCUGUGGUUGCGGACACACCGCAGCUUGCGCGCCUUCCGUCGCUCUCGGCCGAAGUCAACACGACGUGCAUCCUGGUGUACGGCCUGGUCUUCGCGGUCCCGCUCAAGAAGCUGCUCGGGCGGCCGCAGCCUGUGGAAGGUGCGCUGCAGAGCGUGCGGCGGACCCGGAGCGGGCGGGUGUUCUUUGGCGAGAGCGACGACGUUCACCGGUACUGGAUGAAUAAGUGGCUGCGGGCGAAUGGGGUGAAGCGGCCGGAGCGGCUCUCGUUUGCCAAGCGUGAGAAGAAGCUGCGUGCGCUCAAGGUGGAGGUGGGCGAGUGGGGCGACACCACCCACGGUGAGCAUGGCACGUACAUCGCGCUCUACACCCACUCAUACACGUUCCACGAUCCCAAGGCCUGGGACUGGCGGCUGUGCGCCAAGGUCGAGGCCAUGACCAAGGCCAAGGCGCUGGGUAAGCUCACAGCGUUCUGCGCCGAGUUUGGGCUGACAGCGGCGGCGCCGGCGUGGCACACGGUCGGUUAUCGGUGGUAAAGAUGGGCAGGG
Messenger RNA from Thecamonas trahens ATCC 50062, 1167 nucleotides. RefSeq lists its product as uncharacterized. Lineage: Eukaryota; Apusomonadida; Apusomonadidae. The transcript has a single exon. The record is from RefSeq and is a predicted model, not a curated record. The coding region runs from base 229 to 1155 and encodes 308 amino acids.